UUUUACGCAGACGUCAUUUUUUUCUCUGCACCGUGUCAAGUUGUGUAUCAGCCACAGCAGAAAAUAAAGAAAACCUGUCCUCGACUUGCUCCAGGCUCGGUGAUCUCCGUGUAGUGUUAUUUUGCGUAUUUUUUCCGUUUAACGCUUGCCAGAAUUAACUUUGUAUUCAUCGGAUAGUGAUACCAAUUUCGUAUCUUCCUCUACUGUAGCGUGAUAUAGUGGUUUCCAUUACGCCAAUAACAACGCUUUCUCUGGCACAGCAGUACCCACAAAAUCCCGUUAGAUAAUCGUGUUUUGUUGGACAACUCCGAUCUCUUGUUGAAACUGAUAAACUGGAUAUUGCACGAGUGAAAGCAUCAGCCUUUGAUUCCCGGAAUAUGUUUUUGUUUAUCUGCAGUAACACACAAAAAGUGAUUAUAUAAAAACAAAUAAAAAAGGUUCUCAAGGAGGUGGAGAAACGUAGAAUUUUUGUUGACAGUGGUGUUCCCAAUUUUGUACUCAUUCCAUUGGCGUUUUACUUUUCUCGUGGUAAAAGUAGGUGCGGAAAACGCAACCGUACCGAGGAAAACCAUUGUGCAAUCACGUUGCACAAAGCACUGGCGGAACGAGCUGCGGUAGAAACAAAAUUUAUUUUUGUUGAAAAGUUUACGUCAUUCGUGGUGGAACUGUGUGAGAAGUCGUGGAAAUUUAGUGCAAGAUUGAUCCAUCCGUAAGAGUAAACGACAAAAAUAGCAAACACACGCUUCGAUCAAUUAUCGACGAUUGGAAAAUAAAACCAUUAGGCAAAUGAUCUCAAUGAUUUGGCAGCAGUAAAACGCGGAAGGAACGUUGUGUUCUAUUUAUUUGAUGAUUGCGAAACUGAUAUCAUCAUCGCUGCAUACAAUAUCUCAGUGCAGUUGCGUAGCAGGCAGACGUGCAGCUAAACUAGGCUGACGACGACGUACGAAACAUAAACUCUACAGAGUCAUCUGGAUCAUCAGCCGUCGGUGGGGGUGGAGCGGUGAACGUCAGUCGACCAAACAGAGGAAAAAAAUCAUUGAAGCAAGCAGCAGAAAGGUGGGACAAGGUGGAAGAGAAGAAAACAGAAAAUCGUUGUUUUUCUCUUCGUUAUUUACUUUCGAGCGCUUCAGGGCUAAGCCUUGUCUAAAAAAGCAGACACAUUUUGCCGAUAACAAAAGCGACGACUUGCAGCGAAAAUGACAGCAACGGACAACACGAUUCGGUUCAGUGAUCACACAUUGGACAAAGCGACCAAGGCGAAAGUGACGCUGGAAAAUUACUACAGCAACCUGAUAACGCAGCAUGGCGAGCGCAAACAGCGACAGGCCAAGCUGGAAGCUUCGCUGAAGGACGAGGCCCUUUCCGAAUCUCAGCGGCAGGAGAAACGGAUGCAGCACGCUCAAAAGGAAACGGAAUUUCUACGGCUGAAACGGUCUCGUCUGGGCGUGGAAGACUUCGAAGCACUGAAAGUUAUAGGUCGAGGAGCGUUCGGUGAGGUGCGACUGGUACAGAAAAAAGAUACCGGUCAUGUGUACGCGAUGAAAGUUCUUCGGAAAGCAGACAUGUUGGAGAAGGAGCAGGUGGCGCACGUUCGAGCCGAAAGGGAUGUACUUGUUGAAGCGGAUCAUCAGUGGGUAGUCAAGAUGUACUAUAGCUUUCAGGAUUCGGUUAACCUGUACUUGAUUAUGGAGUUUCUACCGGGAGGCGACAUGAUGACAUUACUUAUGAAGAAAGACACCCUCUCGGAGGAGUGUACCCAGUUCUAUAUUGUUGAAACGGCACUGGCUAUCGACUCUAUCCAUCGGCUGGGCUUCAUUCAUCGGGACAUAAAGCCAGACAAUUUGCUUCUAGAUGCCCGUGGUCACUUAAAACUAUCGGAUUUCGGACUUUGCACUGGAUUGAAAAAAUCUCAUAGGACGGACUUUUACCGCGAUUUGUCACAGGCGAAACCGUCGGACUUCAUUGGAACCUGCGCCAGUCCGAUGGAUUCGAAAAGAAGAGCCGAAAGUUGGAAAAGGAAUCGCCGGGCAUUGGCUUACAGUACCGUCGGCACACCGGAUUAUAUCGCUCCGGAAGUGUUUUUACAAACCGGUUACGGUCCGGCUUGCGACUGGUGGUCCCUCGGAGUUAUUAUGUACGAAAUGCUGAUGGGCUAUCCACCGUUUUGUUCGGAUAAUCCCCAAGACACAUAUCGGAAAGUGAUGAACUGGCGCGAGACGCUAAUCUUUCCACCGGAGACACCAAUUUCGGAAGAGGCACGUGACACGAUUGUGAAAUUUUGCUGCGAAGCCGAGCGGAGAUUGGGUUCGCAACGCGGUAUUGAGGAUUUGAAGUUGGUGUCUUUCUUCCGAGGAGUUGAUUGGGAACACAUUCGAGAAAGACCGGCUGCUAUUCCAGUAGAAGUACGUUCAAUCGACGAUACUUCCAACUUUGACGAUUUCCCCGACGUUGCUCUGGAAAUACCUGCUCAUCCAACGCCGGAAGGUGAAGUACUCAAAGAUUGGGUCUUUAUCAAUUACACCUUUAGACGGUUCGAAAGCCUCACGCAGCGUGGCACUCCAACAAAGAAAUAGGCUCGUUAAUUUUCUGACUCAAUUUUCCCCGAUGUCUCUUGCUAUUCUUACCUUUACAACAACGCUUUUACUGGAAACUGAAUGCAGUUUGGCGAGCAUAAUAUAGAGAGAAAAUAGUGCAUAUAUUUAACGACGUAAUUAUAACUUAACAACCCGCUCGGAUUCUGGAGUAGGGCAUUAACAAAGUGACUCAACUAAAACCACGUAAUUAAGCAUCCGCUAUUGUGAAGUACACAGAUAAAGAUUAUAAUGAAAUUUAAAAGAAAAACAUUCUCGCUCGUAUAUAUCAAAGAAUAUUGAUACUACAGGCUAUAGGGAGUUAUAGUGCAAGAUAGUCCUUUCCACGUUUACAUUUGGUUCAUAUUUUAGUUUAUUUGUCAGCUUUCACCGCCAAGUAGAUUUAUGAAUAAUUUUACGUUAACAGCGAUUAUGAUUGAAACGCUUGCUUAGCAAAUAUGAGUAAAAAAAAAAUGCAGCGAGAACAAAACUAAUCGCAACUGACACAGACAUCCAAAUAAUAGAAAUGAUAUCCAUAAUUCACCCAUCCAUGCCCCUUGGAAACUAUAUGAACAAAAGCGUUAAACCGAAUUCCGUUCUAGCUGUGACGCCUAGGCUAUAGUAGAAAAAGGUGUUCAUUACGCGAAACAGGACAGUUAUUUAGCGAAAAAAAGCAAACGAUGUGCAACUUCAGUAGAGACGUCCCGUGCGGCAGAGGAAAUCUGUUCGUAUACUUCAUAUAGCUUAUAUAAAGAGAAAAGAAUCUAAAAAACUUGUGAGCAUUUCAGACCAGGAAUGAAUGGGUUGGAUUAACAGCUAAAUAGUAUUAAUAGGUAGUUAUUAUUUUAAAAUCGUUUAUCCUAGUUUUAAGUUUGAAUGUUUUAGUUGUAGUAGAGCAAACCAUAUACACACACUAGUUCUGAUAGGCAAUGGAUUUUCGGAUGAUUUGUUUAGUACUGUACAUAAUUGCUUAUUUAAAGAAGAAUUCAAAACAAACAACACUACUUGCAAUUUUUUAUUGAAAUUUAUUCUUUGGUUACUUUAUUAUGUUCAUUGUGCUUCAAGCAUCGUUUGGCCAGCCAACGAAAAAAAACUUUGUUUUGGUUUUUAUAGAUGUUUAAUAACUACUUUUAUUGCUGAAGUAAUAAAAAAAUAUUUAAAGCGAGACUUUUUUGUAGUCGAGUGUCCAGAAUGAGCAAAUAUAUCUUCUAUGUUCUAUUUUAUUUCAAAUAACGAAGAACAAAAAUAAAACGUCAUACGUCAACUGAGUGUAGGCUAAGAACAGUGUGUUUUAGUGUAAUCAAUUGAAUGAAAAUAGCUGUAGUUAAUUUUUACCUUUCCUUCCUGUCCAAAACAGUGUACAUGCUUUGCUAGUUUAUUCCCCUGGCACUUUUGCUUUUGAUUACAUUCAAACGAAGAAUCUACACCCAACUCUAAACUGAGGAAUAAAGUGAUACAUAGAUGGA
Messenger RNA from Wyeomyia smithii (pitcher-plant mosquito), 4036 nucleotides. It is a transcript of the gene trc, whose product is annotated as serine/threonine-protein kinase tricornered. The record is from RefSeq and is a predicted model, not a curated record. NCBI's taxonomy places the organism in Eukaryota, Metazoa, Arthropoda, Insecta, Diptera, Culicidae. Bases 1197 to 2573 code for a protein of 458 amino acids. The transcript has 5 exons. Gene Ontology annotation, biological process: intracellular signal transduction; peptidyl-serine phosphorylation. Gene Ontology annotation, molecular function: ATP binding; protein serine/threonine kinase activity.